Staurois parvus is the source of this 381-nucleotide messenger RNA. Lineage: Eukaryota; Metazoa; Chordata; Amphibia; Anura; Ranidae. The record is from the annotation of a GenBank genome assembly.
ACACACAGACAUGUACAUAUACACACACACAUGCACAGAGACACAUGUAUACACACACAGGCACGUACAGACACGCAGACACAUGUACAUGCAUACACAGACACACACAAUCACACACACACACCCCCUAUAAAAAGUUUGCAGUACUUCAUUUUUCACUCACAGAGCCAGGUACUGCACUCUAGGGGGAGGCAGAGAGCACAGCACACACUCCUUCCUUUGCUUUCACUGCGCUCAGCUAUUGAGUGACAAUGACAGAUCCGGCCAGAGCUCCGAGCCUGCUCAGCAAGAUGGCCCUGAGGGACACACUCGCCCCCACCAUAAUUUCCACUCGCCAUUGGCGAACAGGCGAGUGGAAAUUUCAAGACCUGUGCCCAAGCA